AAGACACACGUCAACAUCACCUUGACUCCAGACGUCCUGAAAGUUAUAACGCGCUGUGCUUCCCAAGUCCGCGGGGAACUCAAGACCAAGAUGCGAGCGAUUGUCGGGCCCUUCUAUGGAUUCCAAACGGGCGAGCGCUCGAAGACAAUCAAGUUCAACCGCGACCUUGCCGACAAACUGAAAGAGGAGUAUCUCUUUGUGUACCAGGACAUUGAGAAGCGACGAGGCUUGUACAAGACCGAGCUACUUCAGCUCGCCAUCAAUGUCAUGUGGUUUGCGAAGUCCACUGACGAAGGUGUCGUCUACUAUGAAUACUUCCACCCAAUCCCGAAGAUUACCAUGGCAUUGAUUCUUACCGUGGUA
Molecule: messenger RNA, 363 nt
Organism: Rhodofomes roseus
Lineage: Eukaryota; Fungi; Basidiomycota; Agaricomycetes; Polyporales; Fomitopsidaceae
Exons: 3
Source: RefSeq, a predicted model, not a curated record